CUUUGUUAGACAGUCAGUCCCCAUUCGGAUUCUCACAACCAAAAAGAUUGGUUGCCUCGGCCAUUCAGAAUCACACUACUUUUUCCAUAAGAUCAAAACCCUUUUCCAUCUUUGGUUUCUAUACUCUUGUCUCUCAGAAACCAAGAAGAGGCCAUAUGAGCUAUCUCCUCAGGAAAAGAACCAUGCUUAUAGUAAGAAGCUUCACCAUCUUGCUUCUCAGCUGCAUAGCCUUUAAGUUGGCUUGCUGCUUCUCUAGCAGCAUUUCUUCUUUGAAGGCGCUUCCCCUAGUUGGCCACUUGGAGUUUGAAGAUGUGCAUCACGCCUCCAAAGAUUUUGGGAAUAGAUACCAGUUGAUUCCUUUGGCGGUCUUACAUCCCAAAUCGGUAAGCGACAUCGCCUCAGCGAUACGACACAUCUGGAUGAUGGGCCCUCAUUCACAGCUUACAGUGGCAGCGAGAGGUCGUGGACAUUCACUCCAAGGACAAGCACAAACAAGACAUGGAGUUGUUAUACACAUGGAAUCACUCCAUCCCCAGAAGCUGCAAGUCUACAGUAUGGAUGCUCCUGCUCCAUACGUUGAUGUGUCUGGUGGUGAGCUGUGGAUAAACAUUUUGCAUGAGACCCUCAAGUACGGGCUUGCACCAAAAUCAUGGACGGAUUACCUACAUUUAACUGUAGGUGGUACUCUGUCUAAUGCUGGAAUCAGCGGCCAGGCAUUCCGACAUGGACCACAAAUCAGCAAUGUUCAUCAACUGGAGAUUGUCACAGGAAAAGGCGAGAUCCUAAACUGUUCAAAGAGGCAGAACAGCGACUUAUUUGAUGGUGUUCUUGGUGGUUUAGGUCAGUUUGGCAUCAUAACGCGGGCAAGAAUAGCAUUGGAACCAGCACCAACCAUGGUAAAAUGGAUAAGAGUGUUGUACCUGGAUUUUUCAGCUUUUGCCAAGGACCAAGAGCAACUAAUAUCUGCCAAGGGCCACAAAUUCGAUUACAUAGAAGGGUUUGUGAUAAUAAACAGGACAGGCCUCCUGAACAACUGGAGGUUAUCCUUCACCCCGGAAGAGCCUUUAGAAGCAAGCCAAUUCAAAUCUGAUGGAAGGACUCUGUAUUGUCUGGAGCUAGCCAAGUACUUGAAGCAAGAUAACAAAGAUGUAAUCAACCAGGAAGUGAAAGAAACGUUAUCAGAACUAAGCUACGUGUCGUCGACACUGUUUUCAACGGAGGUAACAUAUGAAGCAUUCUUGGACAGGGUACAUGUGUCUGAGGUAAAACUUCGAUCGAAAGGGCAAUGGGAGGUGCCACAUCCAUGGCUGAACCUGCUGGUACCAAGAAGCACAAUCAGAGAAUUUGCAAAAGGUGUAUUCGGAAACAUACUAACGGAUACAAGCAACGGCCCAGUCAUCGUAUACCCAGUGAACAAAUCAAAGUGGGACAAUCAAACAUCAGCAGUAACACCGGAGGAAGAGGUAUUCUAUUUGGUGGCGAUCCUGACGUCGGCAGUCCCAGGGAAGGAGGAUGGAGGAGUAGAACAGAUAUUGAAGCGGAACAGAAGAAUACUUGAAUUCAGUGAAGAAGCAGGGAUAGGGUUGAAGCAGUAUCUGCCACAUUACACAACCAGAGAAGAGUGGAGAUCCCAUUUCGGGGCCAAGUGGGGAGAAUUCGUGAGGAGGAAAUCCAGAUAUGAUCCAUUGGCAAUACUUGCGCCUGGCCAGAGAAUUUUUGAAAAGGCUGUCUCAUACUCAUGACCCGUCGUCGUCUCGUCCGUGGAACAAAGAAAGAUGCAUGUCGUUUUCGUGGAAUUAUUUAGGCCUUUUGUUCCUACUCUAUAUAAGUAAACAUUGUACAUACUG
Arabidopsis arenosa is the source of this 1847-nucleotide messenger RNA. NCBI's taxonomy places the organism in Eukaryota, Viridiplantae, Streptophyta, Magnoliopsida, Brassicales, Brassicaceae. The record is from the annotation of a GenBank genome assembly.